Bathycoccus prasinos is the source of this 1017-nucleotide messenger RNA. RefSeq names its product mRNA-decapping enzyme 2. Gene Ontology annotation, biological process: deadenylation-dependent decapping of nuclear-transcribed mRNA. Gene Ontology annotation, cellular component: cytoplasm. The transcript has a single exon. Gene Ontology annotation, molecular function: hydrolase activity; RNA binding; manganese ion binding. The coding region runs from base 1 to 1017 and encodes 338 amino acids. The record is from RefSeq and is a predicted model, not a curated record. NCBI's taxonomy places the organism in Eukaryota, Viridiplantae, Chlorophyta, Mamiellophyceae, Mamiellales, Bathycoccaceae.
AUGGGAAAGAAGAAAGCUGCUGCCAAAAACAUAAAUGGCGUACCGGUUAUUCUUUUAGAAGACUUGGCGAUGCGCUUCGUCUUGAACGUACCGGCUGAAGAACUCGCCAAUCCGAAUCGGAUCUUGUUCUUAAUUGAACUCGCAUGGUGGCAUUACGAAGAUUUCAGUCGCAAAAACGACGCGACGCUGCCAAAGUUUUCUUUAUCGAACUUUGCCGAAUUGCUAUACCUGACGAUCCCACAAUUGAAAAGAUUCGCUCCAAAAGCGAAGGAGAUAUAUGGUAAAUUCGUCAUGUAUAAGUUUAGCGUACCGUGUGCGGGUGCAAUCUUACUCAAUCCGGACAUGGAUAAGGUUAUUCUCGUGAAAGGCAUGGCAAAAAAUUCCUCGUGGGGUUUUCCAAAAGGUAAAAUCAACGACGGAGAGAAGAUGACUACGUGUGCGGCGAGAGAAGUUGAAGAAGAAAUUGGCGUAAACAUUUCGAGUUUGAUUGAUGAAAACGAGUUCGUGUUUCAUACGAAGAAAGGAGUUACGAAGCAAGAAACGACGUUGUACAUUAUUCCCGGAGUCUCGGAGCAAACGCACUUUGCCACGUACACGAGAGAAGAGAUUUCGCAAAUUUGUUGGCAUCCAAUCGGGAAUUUAGAUCCAAACAUAAAAACGAGCAAGCGCGUCAAAGGAGUUAGAUAUUUCGGAGUUCACGAGUUUUACUAUGGGUUGACGCAGUGGAUAAAAUCAGCUCGCAAGAAAAACAUCAAAAUUCAAAAUUCAAUCGACGCGCCGAUGAACUCUCCCGGGCAAUUUAUUGCAAAACAGUACGUCGAAUCCGACGACGAAGAUGACGACUACGGGGGAGGAUUCACUUCAAUCGAAGCCCUGGAAAAUCGAUUUAUGGAACAAGCUGCGGAGAACGUGUACGGAAAGUACGAUGAAAGAAAUAUGGCGGCAUUUAGGAUGGAAUCGUUCUCAUCCUUGAAAAACUUUUCGUUGGAUAGACAAGCGAUUAUGAACGCCAUUUGA